This is a messenger RNA of Trichoderma asperellum CBS 433.97, 1371 nucleotides long. RefSeq lists its product as uncharacterized. Gene Ontology annotation, biological process: transmembrane transport. The record is from RefSeq and is a predicted model, not a curated record. Gene Ontology annotation, cellular component: fungal-type vacuole membrane. Gene Ontology annotation, molecular function: transmembrane transporter activity. NCBI's taxonomy places the organism in Eukaryota, Fungi, Ascomycota, Sordariomycetes, Hypocreales, Hypocreaceae.
AUGUUUGCCUUUGGAGGAGCUUCCCUCAUCAUGGCUCUCUUCUUUGCUACCCUGGGCUUUAGCGACCGUCAGCUCGGGCUCUUUAUGACAAUGACGCUGGCCGGGGACACUGUGCUCUCCUUUGCGCUCACUUUCAUAGCGGACAGCAUCGGUAGACGCCGCGUCUUCGUCGGCGCUGGCCUGCUAAUGGCAGUCUCCGGGCUGGUAUUUAUCUAUUUUGAGAAUUUCUGGAUCCUAUUGCUUGCAGCCGUCGUCGGAGUAAUAUCUGCCACUGGCAGCGAUUUUGGGCCAUUCCGAGCUAUCGAAGAGUCGGUAUUAUCUCAUCUCACCAACCCAGAGACACGCCCGGAUGUGCUUUCGUGGUAUAUCGUGACGUCGAAUCUUGGAUCCGCUGCGGGUAUAGAAGUAGCUGGUCGGGUUGUUGAAGCUUUGAAGAAUCGUGACGGCUGGAGCGAGAGACUUGUAUACCAUGCCAUCUUUGCGGUCUAUGUCGUCAUGGGAGUCGUUAACAUGGGAUUUGCAUUCUUCAUGACUGACAACUGCGAAAUCGCCAAGCCGGCACCGUCGAUGGAUGACGGAACUCAAGCUGCACAAGGGCUUCUCAGCGAAUCUGAUGAAGAGAUAGAGGGCGAGAUGGCACCAGCCAGCACUGCGCCUCCAGUGCCACAGAAGAAAAGCCUAUUUUCAGGCAUAUCCGCGACAACCCGGUCCGUCAUGUAUAAACUCUGGUUUCUUCUCACCGUCGAUUCUUUGGCCGAUGGCAUGGCUUCUUACACGCUGACCAACUACUAUCUCGACCGCAAGUUUCAUUUGCCCAAGUCACAACUUGGCGACUACAUGUCCGCAAAUUACAUUCUUGGUGGCAUAUCUAGCGUCUUUGCUGGCCCCCUAGCACGACACUUGGGACUCGUCAACACGAUGGUCUUCACCCAUUUGCCAUCUUCAGUGGCCGUGCUACUCUUUCCAGCACCACAAGGGAUCGUCCUCACGGUGAUACUGUUGCUCAUCCGGGGUGGCCUAAACAACAUGGAUCAGGCUCCGCGAGCAGCCCUCAUCGCUGCAGUCGUGAAGCCCGUGGAGAGGACGGCGGUCAUGGGAAUUACAAACGCAUUACGGACAUUGGCCUCGACAAUUGGCCCGAGCAUAACAGGAGCUCUUGCAGACACAGACAGGUUCUGGGUGGCGUAUGUGGCUGCUGGUGCGCUCCGUGUGGCGUAUGAUAUAGGGCUCUGGGUUUUGUUUGUGAAUAUGAAGCUUCACUCGCACGAAGAGGGCGGCUCAGGCUCAAGCAGGUCAAGUAGAGUAAAUGAUGAAGAGGAUACGGUAGAGAUGGAUCCAGUCAAAAGGGAAGAAGAGGAACACGCUAGGUGA